Funneliformis caledonium is the source of this 241-nucleotide messenger RNA. NCBI's taxonomy places the organism in Eukaryota, Fungi, Glomeromycota, Glomeromycetes, Glomerales, Glomeraceae. The record is from the annotation of a GenBank genome assembly.
AUGACUUCCUCAAACAAAGCUCUUGUCUACGAUGCUCUUAAAACCUUAAAUACUCCUACUCAAGAUUCAAAAACCGAUUUUGUCAAUAAUAAUGAGGAACUUUACAUUCCAGAUUUCGCUGCCUACUUUGGUGAAGGAUUUCAUGAUGUUAUUGACCAAUUUAAAGAAGACCAUCAGAAGGAAUCUGAAAUGAAAUUGAAAGUUGAACAGAACGAAAAUUCUUCAGACGAAGAAAAUGGUG